AACGCCACCUGCAGACGACCCAUUUGGGAAUAUUUUUUUGGAAUAGAUGGGAAACAGGUUUAUGCGUUUUCUGUUACCGCUUUAAAGUUGGCAAUUUUUGUGUGGCAACUUUUUUGUCAGUGACGGAACAAAUUAAAAUUUCAAGUAUUAUACAAUCUAUAAAGUUUAAACGCUUGGCUAUUCCGUUUUGUUAGGAACUGUGGUAUUGUUGUGCAUGAUUUGUGAUGUUUACAUUGUUAACAUUUGUGUUAGUCAGUGUCAAUAAUUUGGGUGUAGUCCACAUGUAAACGCUACUAUACACAAAUAAUUGACAAACGGAUUAUUAAAAUUACAUAUUAGUAAUUAUGGACCACUCUAGACCACCGCCGAUUGGGUUUGAGCUUCAGGGUGCAGAUCAAGCACAGAUUGAUGUAGGGUUUAAUCAGCCUCCACCACAAGGAAUAUAUCAGAUAGUGGUAAGAGAGGUGACUCCAUCCACUCAACCACUUUAUCCAAAUCCUCAUGACCAGACAGAAGUGCCCAUGCCACCACCAGCACCCAUUGGAUUUGAAGGUCAAAUGACAGAUUCUAAUGGACGUGGUAAUGGUACUGCAGAGGCUGAUGAUUAUAAAGGCAAUCAACAGAAAAGACCACUCGAUCUAGGACCAGUUAAUGAGGAAGAGAAAUUGAAUGUAACUGAAGAUGAUAAUGAAGAUUCCUCACUUAUACAAUCUAAAAGUCCAAAGAAGGUUAUAAAUGAGAUAGCUACAUUAUACUUUCGGGACAAGAAGAGUAAAAUAGAUUAUGUCCUCGCUUAUGAAGAUGAACAAGAUGAAAAAAAGAAGGAAAGACGAGCAACAUUCCAGGAAAACCUUCAGGAGGAAGGACUUAUUCUGGAAUUUGAAGAAAAAGAGAAUUCCAUAAACAAGAAGACAAGUUUUGUGAAGGUCCAUUGUCCAUGGGAGCUUCUGGCUAAGUAUGCUGAAAUAACCAACAUGAAGAUGCCUUUAUUGGAGAAUGAUAUGGAUGAAGAAUUAACAGGAUUUGUGGAGCACUGUUUCUCCUAUCUACCAUCUCCAUUUGAGCUGAGUAAAGACAUUAUACAGGAUGAACCAAACUACUUCACAGCUCCUUUCAACAGAGAUCGAGUUGACCAAAAUGGUGUUGGAAAAUAUGCAUAUAGAUACAAAUUUAUAAUAAAGGACAAGGAUACAUUCUUCACCAAUGCCCAGAGAAGUAGAAUUGUUUAUGAGAUUUUAGCCAGAACAUGGUUUGAACAUGACAAGAAAGGCAAAAAGAGGAUUGGUAUAGAUUGUUUAGGAGUGUCAAAUAUGGUGAAUAAUGGAUCAUACACAGCUGCCUUUCCUCUCCAUGAUGGUAGAUACCUCAGUGAACAUUCUAUCCUGGCCAGUGGUAAAGAUAAUGAUAGACAUCUGCUGUAUGAAACAUGGGCCAAGCCAGGUGUUUGGUACAAAUAUCAGCCUCUAGAUCAUGUCAGGACGUAUUUUGGAGAGAAGAUAGCUAUAUAUUUUGCCUGGCUGGGAUAUUACACAUCAGCCUUGUUUCCCGCAGCAGCUUUAGGAUUAGCAGUGUUUAUUUUUGGCCUUGCUACAUUUAUGGAUGACAAACCAAGUAAUGACAUCUGUGAUCCCAAUGGAGCAGGAAACUUUACAAUGUGUCCUCUGUGUGAUGGUCGGUGUACGUACUGGAAGCUUGAGAGUAGCUGUAGAUACUCCAGAGCUACAUACCUGUUUGAUAACUAUGGCACCAUGAUAUUUGCUGUAGUUAUGGCUUUAUGGGCAUCAUUCUUCCAAGAGUUCUGGAAGAGGAAGCAGCAUGAGUUAGAGUAUGACUGGGAUUGUGCAGACUUUGAGUCAGAAGAGGAAACUCUGAGACCAGAGUUUGAAGCUGCUAUAAGCAACAGAAGAACACAUCCAGUCACAAAGAGAGAAGAGCCUUUUGUUCCUUCGUACAGUAAAUGUAUCAGAUAUGGGACCACUCUUGGUAUUAUAGUGUUCUUUUUAUGUGUUGUUUUGGCAGCAGUAUUUGGUGUUAUUCUCUACCGUGUAGUGAUCUCAGGAGUUCUUUACGCCAGCACAGAUGGCGUCAUCAAAUCAAGGGCAACAAUUAUAGCAUCAGUAACAGCAGCAUGUAUUAAUUUUGUCAUCAUCUUAAUACUUAAUUUUGUAUAUGGAAGAAUAGCUUUAUUCCUUACUAAUUUAGAGCAACAUCGUACACAGACAGAAUGGGAAGAUGCCUUUACAUUUAAAAUGUUCCUCUUCCAGUUUGUCAAUUACUACUCAACUGUUGUUUAUAUUGCCUUCUUUAAGGGGAAGUUUGUAGGACGACCUGGAGAUUAUAACUACAGUUUGUUGGACAAAAGACAAGAGGAGUGUGAUCCUGCUGGUUGUCUGAUAGAAGUCUGUAUACAGCUUGGUAUUAUCAUGGUUGGAAAGCAAGCUCUCAAUAAUUUCAAAGAAAUUCUUUUACCAAAAAUAAUGGUGUGGUUUAAAUCAAGAAAAGCUAAGAAUGAGGAGAAGAAAGAAGACAUUGUAUAUUCCAGAUGGGAGCAGGAUUAUAAUUUAGCUGAUCAACCAAAGAUGGGAUUAUUUGAUGAAUAUUUAGAAAUGGUGAUCCAGUAUGGAUUUGUGACCAUAUUUGUAGCAGCCUUCCCAUUGGCUCCAUUAUUUGCCUUACUUAAUAAUAUAAUAGAAAUCAGGUUGGAUGCCUACAAGUUUGUUACUCAGUGGAAGAGACCAAUGGCAGCCAGAGCUCAGGAUAUUGGUAUUUGGUUUGGUAUCUUGAGAGGUAUUUCUGCUGUUGCAGUAAUAACAAAUGCAGCCAUCAUAGCUUUCACUGCAGAAUUUAUUCCAAAGAUGGUCUACCGUUAUGCACACAGUGAAAAUGAAUCAUUAGAGGGAUAUAUGAACUAUUCUUUGUCUGUGUUCAAUGUUGCUGAUUUCCAGAAAAAGAGUAUACCAAGUGAAAUUCCUCCAGAGUUAGGAAACGUGACACAAUGCAGGUUCCGUGGAUUUUAUGAACCUGCUGGACCACAUGAAUACCAGUUUACCAUGGCCUACUGGGAAGUUUUGGCAGCUAGAUUGGCUUUUAUUGUUGUGUUUGAGAAUUUGGUGGUGUUUUUGACAUGGCUGGUUAUGUACCUUGUACCAGAUAUACCAUAUAAGGUUAAAAUGCAGAUGUUGAGAGAGAACUUCCUGUCCAAAGAAGCUCUGUAUCGUGCUGAGUCCAUCAAGUUGAGCCCAAUGAGAGGUGGAGGAGGGACUGAUAAUGAUACAAAUGUUACAGAUAGAACCAUUUUCUAAUGAAUUCUGUGAAUUUACAUCAGUUAACUGAAUUAUAUAGUCUUUCUUUUAGGGUACAAAAACCAUUGCAAUUUUAUAUUCAUUAGAGAUCUUUGGUAAUUUAGCGUCUUCCUAAAAUGAUUGAAACAAACCAAAAUUGAAUUUUUGAUAAUGUAUUAAGCAUUUGCAUAAUUUUCUAUGGGUUAUAUAUAAAAAGCUAACCUCUAAAUUAACUAACUUUAUUUUGCAAUUGUCUUGAAAUCUCGAAAGAAAUUGUGAUAGCUGUUUUACAUUGACAAGCUGCUGUAGAUAAAAUACUUUUGAGCAUUGAAAUAUUUGCCACUGGACAUUAUUCAUUUAAAAAAAAUUCAAUCAAUGAAACAUUAGUAAAUCGUGCAUUAAAAGGAUUGUAGUUUAGUAGAUAAAACAUGCUUAAUAAAUAGUGCUAAAUUAUAAUUUCUUAUAAUGAUCAUGGAGAAAUACUAUGCCAGAAAAUAAACAGGGUCAAAAUAUAGUCCCCCUUAUCUUUAGAUUAACUAUAUUUGUUUUAAAUACAUACAUUGUUCUAUGAAAAAAAACCAAAAACAUGUUGAUACUUUUAAUGACAAUUUAAAAUGUUUGUUAAUCAGCGAGAAAACAUUGUGCUGAUUGUUUUACUUUUUUUUUGAGAGAGAAAAAUAUUUGUCAAUGACGAACCAUGUGUUUUUCUAUUUUGGAAUCAAAUCGCUGAAUUAUUUAUUUUAUGUGACAAAAUCAAGAAAAAUUCAAGAAAGGGAAUCAUAAAUUUAAAUCUUCCUUUUUUUAUUAUUAAGUAGAAAAUUUGUUUUGAAAAUUAAAAAUAAAAAUUUUAUAUUAUCAGAAUAAGUAUAUAAAUGAUUAAUAUAGGAGUUUGUUUCUUAAUAUAUUCAUUUACCAUUUUGUGCCAUCUUUUUCUAUAAAGCUCAACAUCUCAUAUUACUUCCAUCUUCAUUUAUUUAUUAUUUUAUACUGGAAAAGCAGGGAAAUUGGCAAAGUUUUUUUUUCAUUUUUCAUGACAAAGAUAUUUUCAUGAAAUGAAAUCUUGUAAACAUCUAUGAUAUUAGAGAUCAUGAAAAUAACAUUUGAAAAUUCAAACAUUUGACACUAGUUCCUUUGAAAUGACAUGUUUUGUAAUAAUUAUUUUUGUAUGUACAUGUUAGUUUAUAAGAUUUUCAGUAGUUAGAUGUAUAUACUUGUAUAGUAGAACUUUUUUUAUAAUGAUGUGAUUGUCUAUUCUUGUCAAUUAUGAAUGUGUUUUUUUCCUAAUUUUUGUUUCUCCACUUAGUAAAACGGGUAAUUUUUAAAAUUUGAAUUGUUUAAAUAUUUCAACACAGAUGGAAAGACACUUUCAAAAUAUGUUUUUAUACCUGUUUUAUAAUAUUUAAAUACAGUGGUAGUAUAACAGGAAAAAAAUUUGUUUAUAAGAAUAUUCUACAUCUUAAAAUGUUAAUAGUGCUUUGAAAAAAUAUCAUAGUUUACUAUGAUGGUGCAUAAUGUAUGUUUAGUUAUAAGGUUGUACGCCAUAUCUUUAUGUACAUACUGUCAUGUUCUAGUCUUAUCUAUUUAAUGUAACCAUUUGUGCAAAAUACAUUACAAAUAUAUGUCUUGUGUAAUUGUGUAAUGUCAAGCAUGUCCAGUGUUUAUUUGUUAUUGUUGAAAAAAAUUUAUACAUUUAUUUCAGUACACCUAAAUUUCUGUUCACAACAAAAUUAAUAUUUUUUUGUAUUCAUUCACAUUUCAAAUUGUUUUAUGGAAUCUUCUAAAAUUCAAAGUUCAGCUCUUUGUUUGAUAUGAAGUUAUUUUCUUUUAAUGAAAUUAAUGUCCUACUGUGACCUUCACCUGUUUAUUUACACUAUAUGGGAUAAAGUCUUACAUAUAUAUACAUAAACAUCAUUUUUGGUAAAAUUUUAAUCAUUAGACUAUAAAGUGGAAUAUAACUUAGUAUAGAUAUUUGUACACAUAUUUAUUAGGUGCACUUUGGGAUUAACUGGUUGCACAUGUAUAUGACAUACUGUACACAUUAUAUCUACUUUAUUAUACAACAGCUUUUUAAAAUAUUUUCACAACAUUUGGUCAACAGUAUUUAUCCAUCGUCCCAGGGAGACUUGUCCAUCCAUUGUAUUUGUUAGGGUAUAGAGGACACCUUAGGGUAUACGAUGAUUUCUUUUUAUACAUUAAUUGUUCAAUGAAAACUCUCUUACAUUUCCUGAUUUUGUACUUAUCAUUGAUGAUGGUAUUGGUGUCAUUGGUAACACAGCUAGUUUUUAGAAUGAUUAAUUCAGUAUAUUUGUAGAGACUUGAUUGAAGUAGAUUUAGUCUAAAUACUUAUUCUAUGCCUUCACUUUUAUAAAACCAUAUGAUCUGACAAAAUUAAUUUUUGAACCAUUCUUUUCAUGGUGCAGCUACAAAUAUUUGUACUCUCAGCGAGAAAAAAAAGGAUUGGAUUGUUAGGAAUGACUUUACAAAACUAUUUGUGAACAUAAAUUGGAUGGCAUUGAUACAUUUUUUUGUAGUUAUUAUAUUUAAUUAGGUUUUUUAAGUACUAAGAAGCUUUAGGCAUUCAGUUGAGCAAAAUAAACUGGAUAUUAGUGUUUUUUUUAAGAUGCAGUUAUGUGCAAUUAUUCUGGUUGUUGAUUAUUUAUUACACUUUUCAUACUUUAUGUUCUAUGUUUUAUCUGUUAUAUUUUUCUCUUUCAUGUUUGAAAUAUAAGUCCAACAGUAUGAUCAAAAGAGAAAGUGUAUUUUUAACAGACUUAAGACUUGCAGAUAUAGUUAUAGAACUUAUAAAACAUCAAUAUAGAAUUACUUAUGCUUUAUCAUAGCUUUAGUUCUUAAACAAUUCUGCUAGUUUCAGAGCUAAUUUCCUUAUGUUUGUAGAGUAAAACUUUUGUUGGCUUGGUUGCUUUGUUUCAUAGCUUAAACAAUUCUACAAACAUAGCAAGCAAGCUAACCAAAGCCUUACUCUACAUAAAGUAGGAAAUAAGCUCUAAUCCGUUAAAGAUUAUCUUUCAUUUAUUGGGCCAUGAAUGAUCAAAGUGACCUUGAUAUAUAUAAUGUGCUAUUUUGUUAUUUAUUUAAUCAAAUAAAAGUAUUUUUCUGAAAAA
Molecule: messenger RNA, 6403 nt
Organism: Mytilus trossulus (common blue mussel)
Lineage: Eukaryota; Metazoa; Mollusca; Bivalvia; Mytilida; Mytilidae
Product: anoctamin-4-like
Exons: 32
Coding region: 345-3302 (985 amino acids)
Biological process (GO): chloride transmembrane transport
Cellular component (GO): plasma membrane
Molecular function (GO): chloride channel activity; protein dimerization activity
Source: RefSeq, a predicted model, not a curated record